This is a messenger RNA of Parastagonospora nodorum SN15, 1635 nucleotides long. RefSeq lists its product as hypothetical. Gene Ontology annotation, biological process: [2Fe-2S] cluster assembly; protein complex oligomerization. Gene Ontology annotation, molecular function: protein-folding chaperone binding; ATPase activator activity; hydrolase activity. The transcript is spliced from 5 exons. The record is from RefSeq and is a predicted model, not a curated record. Lineage: Eukaryota; Fungi; Ascomycota; Dothideomycetes; Pleosporales; Phaeosphaeriaceae. The coding region runs from base 1 to 1635 and encodes 544 amino acids. Gene Ontology annotation, cellular component: mitochondrion.
AUGGCUGGUAUUCUCACAAAAGCGACGCCAUUGGUCGAGACAAGAGAUGAAGAUUGGGAUACGAGUUUCGCUGUGAAUGCAAAGGGCGUUUUCAACUGCUUAAGAGCGGAGAUCAGAGCUAUGAAACCUGGGGGAAGUAUUGUCUCAGCAGCAAGUGUCUUCGGCCAAUUCGGUGCUAUUGGUGCCGCGCCAUACUGCGCGACUAAAGCAGCCGUCACAUCCAUGAGUCAAGUUGCUGCGAAGGAGAAUUCGCACCUGAGGAUCAAUUGUGUUGCACCUGGCUUGAUUGAUACUCCCAUGCUCCGAAGCCAGAACCCAGAAGCUGUAGAAAAAAAUCUACAAUUUCCCGUCAUGAAGAGGAGAGCUGAAGCGGAGGAAGUGGCACAUGUGAUUGCUUUCUUGCUAAGUGAAAAGGCAUCUUUUGUCACGGGUGCUGUGUGGAACAUUGAUGGUGGAUGGCCAAGCGCACCACAAACGCAUUACUCAUUCUUCCCGAAAGCGCUACCAAACGGCCCACCACCAGCCGCGCCCUUCACUAUCGACCUCUCCGCCCUCAAGCGUGAGUUCCUGCAACUACAAGCGCGCGCGCACCCAGACAUGCAUCCUCAAUCCGACAAAAAGCGUGCCGAAGCGCUCUCCGCCCGGAUAAACGAAGCCUACAAAACGCUGCAGAAUCCGCUGUUGCGGGCACAAUAUCUACUAUCGCUGCGCGGAAUUGAAGUCGCCGAAGAUGAAACUGCGAAAGUAGAUGAUCCAGAGCUACUCAUGGAAGUGCUGGAGGCAAGAGAGUUAAUUGAGGAGGCGGAGAGCGAAGGAGAUUUGGUGGGGUUGCGGGAAGAAAAUGAUGAGAAGAUCAGGCGGAGCGAAGAGGUGUUGGAGCAGGCGUUCAAGGAGGACGACAUUGCGGGAGCAAAAGAAGAGGCGGUCAAGUUGACGCCUCGGCCCACCACCCCUCCAUCAAAGCUCGCCGCGUCGCGUUUCGCACCCUCUCUCCUUCCCUCCACCAUGUCACCCACGUCCUUCACCUCCGCCGAAGCCGUCCCCGACAAAGAUGGAUUGAUCCACGGCGUAUCCGCGCAAGAGCUGCAAAUCAUCGGCGAGCAAUGUAUUGACGCAAAGACCAGGGCUUACUGUAAGCUUCGCCCAUUUUCGCAGUAUCGAAGGAUGUGUAUACUAACAGGAUCUCCAAGGCCCGUACUCCCUCUUCCGCGUCGGCGCCUCCCUCCUCCUGCAAUCCUCCAUCUCGCCCGGCCCCCUUCUGCCCUCGCCCCGACCUACCCCCUCUCACACAUCCUCACUGGCGCCAACGUCGAAAACGCCGCAUACCCCGUCGGUACCUGCGCCGAGCGUGUCGCCAUGGGCACAGCCGUGCACUCGGGCUAUCGCAUCGGGUCAUUCAAGGCCGUCGGCGUGGCCACGGACAUUGACGAUUUCUGCAGCCCGUGCGGCAUGUGCAGACAAUUUCUGCGCGAGUUUCUGGCGCUCGAGACGCCGAUCUUCAUGUUUAAUAAGGAGGGGAAGUAUAUUGUGCGGACAAUGGGCGAGUUGUUGCCACUGAGCUUUGGGCCGGACGUGCUCCCACCCAGGGAGGAGAUGAGGAAGGUGCAGGAGGAGGACAAGGCGAAGACUGCGUAG